GGUAAAGGGGUGCUCAUGGUGAUCGGCUAAGACAUGACUCGGAUUGGAUAUAAGGAGGCAAAUUCUAGGCUCCAAGUCACCUGACGGGUUGUUUACUUCUUCUACAUUGGGAAGUAUGGAUCCAUACCGACGCGUAGGGAAGGCACCAGUGAGGGUUGCUGCCUGUGACUUCCUUCGUUGGAUGAGUACAUAUAACCCCUCGCUGACUUGUCUCAUACUUCUCUCCAAGUGCUGUCUCAGACGAAGGCGUUGUUUGUUUGUUUGUUUAUCUAUUGGGAGAUAAGAUACUGCCGGAGUCAUCCUUCUGCGGUCGUCGGAGUUGUAUCAUCACUUUUGACCAUUUUUAUCAUCACUUCCGUUGUUUUCGAAGAGAUCCGUCAAUAUUUCAGAUAUACGUCCUGGUUACUUCACAUAAGUUUACUAUUGGACCUGCACGUGCAGAAUGGCUGCCAGAGUGACUCGAAGCCAGAGUCGGAAGACCUCCACUCCCAACUCUGAGACUCGCCCUCCCUCUUUGUGCAAGAGGAAAAGUGAGCCUGAGGAUUCUAUAUCCUCUGACAAGACACCGCAAAGACCAAACAAAAGGGUCCGCUUCUCUGAUCCUGGCCCUCGGGUCCAGGAACAUGACUAUUCUACGGGUUUGACACCCGCGCUGCUUCGUACCUCGUUUGAGAAUCAAGGGGAUGCAAACCGUAUUACCCGCAGCCCGAGCCGACGGAUGCGGCGGCGCUCUGCUCCUCUAGCACGGUCCCGCUACCCGACAUCUUCGGAGCAAGUGGUGCAGUUUGCGCCCUUGCGGCAGAUCCUGGAUCCUCGCACGAAGCGACGGCUUUGCCGUGUAGGUCUAAGUGAUGAGAUCAAUCACAUAGAGCGCGAGAAACGUGAGACCGCUUACUACGAAAAGACCAUCCAGUCCUUGCUGCGCGAAAGGGAUGCGUUGAAGCAGGAGCUGGAGUCGGCGAAGUAUACCCAAAAUGAGAAUCAAUUCAGGCACAUGGAUGAUGAACCCGUGGCCAUGUCGCCACGCAGCAGAAUCGAACGUCUGGAGGCCGAAAACGGUCGUCUUAGGGAGGAGAUCUCAUUCUCCUCGAUCCAAAAUGGAGAUGAUCAGGAUUCUUUCAGCACGACUGACACAAUCAUCAUCAAUGACAGUGCAUUUGAGGGGGAUACUAUUCUUAUGUCCAACUCGCCUGUCAUCCGUGGCUUAGAUGGAAGUCAUUUCCCAUCCCCGGACAAUAUUUCAAUCUUGCAUAAUCAUAAUACAGCAACCGACGUCGGUACCCAAGCUCAUUUGCCUGAUUACGAACAAGAAGCCGAGAUACGCACUCUCUCACUCGACCUGGAGACUGCCAGGAAAGAGAAAAGGGACCUAUUCAAUGCAAUUCGUGCUCACCCUUCUGCAUUCAAUGGCACCUCUCUUGGUCAGCACCUGCGCCGAUCCUCUCCGCCUCCGGAUUUCCUAGCUCAACUUGUGCCUGCGCUCACCGAGGCUGUCAGUCGUGCCUCAGACGCUGUCGGCGCUCUGAAUUCAGCUGCGGAAGAACUCUCAAGUAUUGGGUUUUCCGGUACUACUAUAAACGACAUCAUCUCCGAGAUGCGCCAUCGCUUCCGUUCGGCGCGUCUCGGUCUGGAGCGCGCAGUACCUGGAGAAACAGCCAAUGCGGGUCUGGAUGAUGGAAGUGCCACAUUGGCCGCGCUGGUCAACCGGGUAGAGCUGUUGGUAAAGGACCUGGACGAGGAGCGUCAUUCCCACCAGGGCUCGUUAGGUCGUGAAAAAGCCCUGCGUGGCCAAUUCGACACCCUUUUGACUCGGUACGAGGUCGCAACAAAGAAGAUUCAGGAUCUGGAAGAGUCGAGGGCAGCUUCCGCCAGCGAUAUGCUGCAUACGAGAAUGCGAUUGCAGGAGCUCGAACGCGAAGGAGAAGAGCAACUCGUUAGCAUUGACAGGUUGAAUGCAGCACUUAGCAAGUAUUGUGAGGAGGUCAAAGGGCUCGAGAUCCUUGUGAGUCAACUUGAGGCGGAUAAGACCGUUUCCCAAGAGCAGCACAGCCAGCAUGUGUCCCAACUUGAGGAGAGAUUGGCUCGUGAGAAAGAGUCACGUUCUGCAGCCGAGUCUGCUGUUGCUGAGAGGGAAGAACGGAUUCGUCAACUCGAGGGGACAGUGGAGACGAAUCAGAUCCGCGUGUGCGACCUUACUGCGAAGCGGCGGGAAGCUAUCGAAAGUUUAGAACAAAAGAUAGCCGAGCAGGUCGAACAUCAUGAAAAUGAGGUCGGUCUUUUGAAUGUUCGGGCUGCCAAGUCAGAAGCAGAAAAGCUGCUUCGAAGCAACAUAGGGCUGCAGGAGCAGCUGCAACAAGAAAUGGAGGCCAGGGACAACCUGCUGGACAGAUGGGCUGCGGAUCAAGCCCGGUCAUUUGCUUUUAUGAAAGAAACCGCGAAAAUCCGUGCCGCGAAUUGGGAAAUAAAGUCAGAUGAUCUUCAAUCAGACGUCAGUAUGACCAGGGGUAAGAAUAGAAGGCGACUUGACAGCGGCAUUGGCAUUUUGACCGAAGAAGAUAUUGUGAAUGAAGGCGAGGACGACGCUGAUCUCCCCAUGGGCGUUAAUCAUCUGCCGUCCGAUCCAGCAGAACUAUGAGCGUUGGGAUUUCGUUUGUAUCAUCAUAUGUUGGCUGGCUGGUUCUUGCUAUCUUGGUUAAAUCACAGUUCUAGACUGAUUUUGGAAUAGCUUUGUGUACGCUAAAUGUGGCUAUCAUUGAGAUAUUGGUUCGAUUGGAGACUGGGU
Messenger RNA from Aspergillus novofumigatus IBT 16806, 2782 nucleotides. RefSeq lists its product as uncharacterized. NCBI's taxonomy places the organism in Eukaryota, Fungi, Ascomycota, Eurotiomycetes, Eurotiales, Aspergillaceae. The coding region runs from base 443 to 2635 and encodes 730 amino acids. The record is from RefSeq and is a predicted model, not a curated record. The transcript has 7 exons.